AAAUAACGGCGCCGAGCAUUCCGGCGACGCCAGACAACGCGGCACGAUCGAGACGGGAUAACAUCGCUGUGGGAUCGCCGAUGCGAGCUAUCACCGUACCGGCCGUGUCACUCCGCUCGUGCUAGUCAGUCUAUCAGUUAAUCAGUCAGUCAGUCAGUCAGUCAAUCAGUCAUUCAGUCAGUCAGUUAGCUAGUUAACCGCAGCGUCCGAACCCACGCGGCGACGAUGGGUGUCGUGAAGACGGCGUCGGAGAGCAUCCUCGAGGAGACCGUCGUGCCGAGCGAAGAGGCGAAUUACUCCCUGCAGGGCCAUGCAGCCUUACGCGAACAAUCCGGACGGAAGAUCAUCGAAAAGGCAAAGUCGCAGCAUCCCGGUGAUGUCAGGUGCCGCGAUCAAGGUCGCUGCUCGAGUUCGCUCGCUCGCUCGCUCGGCUUGGGACCGGCGCAGGAAUUCGCGACGCCGCGGCUUUAAAGGCGAUGUGGCGAGCCAGCCGCCUGCUCGAGAGCGGCUGCUAACAGAGGAAUGGAGCGAGACCUUCCCCUAUCAGUUUCUGAUAGGGGCAGGGGUGGCCCUCGUCGGCCUGGUUCUCCUGGCGGCGGUGAGCUUCCACUGCUCCUCCACCUGGCGAUGGCUGAUGAGCAAGACACGGCACGAGAACAUCGAGGACACCGAGACCGAUCAGGCUCAGCAGAACGCGAUCCGCAUCAGUCAUUCCCUGCCGGAUCUCCAAUCGGAACCGAUCACUCACGAGUACGAGUAUGUCCAGGAGCAGAAGGAGAACAAGAAGGUGCUGCGUCAGACCACUCUGCCGAUCGUGCCGAUGCGACACCAGAGCUUCCAACGCCAAUUAUCGCAUCGACUCGAUCUGCCAAACAUCAAGUUCUGCAUCUGCAGCCUGGAGAAUCGCAGCGAUUCCAGCCUCGGUCUGAUCAAGCCGGAAUUGUAUAAGAAGGAGUUGGUGAGGCAAGAGAGUGCGGAAAGCUCCAGUACAACAGAAAUGGAAUAUGCUGGCAAACUACAUUUCGCUCUUCGCUACGACAAGGAGAUCGAAGGGCUCAUCGUCAAAGUUCUGGAAGCACGCGAGUUGCCGAUAAAGGAUGUGACGGGCAGCAGUGAUCCGUACAUCAAGUUAUACCUGUUGCCGGACAGAAAGAAGAAAUUCCAGACGAAAGUGCAUCGAAAGAACCUAAAUCCAAUAUUCAACGAGACAUUCAUCUUUAGCGUGUCAUACGAGGAACUAAGGGAGCGUUACCUGCAAUUCUCGGUUUACGAUUUUGACCGGUUCUCACGUCACGAUCUCAUUGGACAAGUGGUGCUUAAAGGCCUCUUGGAGUGCACCGAUCUCGAGCAAGAGAUCGAAUACACGAUGGACAUUCUCUGCGCGUUACAGGAGAAAGUGGAUCUAGGAGAGUUGAUGUUAUCGCUGUGCUAUCUGCCGACAGCUGGUCGGCUAACGUUAACCGUGGUCAAAGCCAGGAAUCUUAAAGCGAUGGAUAUAACGGGCAAAUCGGAUCCGUACGUGAAAGUUUACCUGCUGUGCCAGGGUAAGCGAAUAAAGAAGAAGAAGACUACGGUGAAAAAGAACACUCUAUACCCUGUCUACAAUGAGGCGUUGGUCUUUGAUGUUCCUGCGAACAACAUCGAGGACGUCAGUCUCAUAGUGAAAGUAAUCGAUUACGACAGAAUUGGAUCGAAUGAGCUGAUGGGAUGCACGGCAAUCGGCUCGAGCUUCAUUGGGAUCGGCCGGGACCACUGGCUGGAGAUGCUGGACAACCCCAGGAAACCGGUGGCGCAAUGGUACCCGCUGAUGGAAACCGUGUCCGGCCAUAUUCCGGCAGUGGAUUCGGAGCCGCUUCCGGUGAGCCUGAGCUGCUUGAACAGCAGAUGAAGGCGAGAUGUCGAAGAUAAAAACUGCAGAAACUCGCAGGCAUUGUCAGACGCUGGCUUGGACGUCGUCUCCUUCUGUCGUAUUUAAUGUACGUCGCUUAACUGACUUAAGUACAACCUCUUGUCUUCAAAUCGGGGCCCGAGAGGUGAAUUCUGCACUUUGUGAGUUUCAUCGUAUGAGCGGCAGCCGCAUCAUGACAUGACACGACUGAACGAUUCGACAUGACAUCCGACGUGAAACCGGUCGCUUGCGAGAGAUCAUCGCGUACACAUGUUGCUCAAUUUCGACGAUUGACGAUCGUGGCAAUCGUACAGAGAGACGAGAGAUAGUUUUGCGUUCGCUUUGUCCUAUCGCGCGGCGGGCUGGUCCCGCGCGUGCCACCCUCAGACACGCAUCAUUCCCCUACGUAAACCUCCGACUCCUUCGUGAUGUUGAGCAUGACGGUGUAGCUUGAAUGUCUCGUAGAUUAAACGCGCGUGAUCAGAUAGGUAAGUUUUUAUAGCAGACGAACGCGUGAGCGUGAGGCACAUGUGUUUGACAAAGGCCUUAUAUCUGCGACACUUACGUGUCUGAAGUGGAGAACGUACAGGCAGAUUCGAGCGACGAGGAUCGCGCAUCCCAGCAGAUCUCGGCGGCAGAGUACAAUUGAUUAAUCGAUUAAUUGAUCGAUGAUUCUAGUCGAUAGAACCCUCUAUAAGAUAUAGCACCGAAUUUAGCGAACGCGCGCUGGAUCUACGCGCCAUUUAUUGUUUCACGCUCGCUAUCACCCACAUUUCUGCGCGCAACUGUUCUAUUAACGUGAUACGUGUUUAGACAUAUAAUCGCGCCCGACGCUACGCGGGCACUGUUUGUGAUAAUGUACUUUCUGGAACACAUAUGUACCAAUUUACAUACAUAAACACAGACAAACAUACAUACACAUAUAUACACGCAUGCGUAUGCGUACGUACAAGCGACACGCGUAUAACGUGAUUCAAAAAUCAUGUGUGCACCAGUAGCUGCUACGUGGCAUGUACGUUCGCGACUGACACUAUCCGAUUGUGAACUUGAUAAUAAGUAAUAAUAUACAUCUAGAAGCGUGAUGGAAUUAUAAAAAUAUCGUAGGGGUGAAAAAGGGAUGAACGGUGCACAAUCCUCUUUAUAAUUUACUGGAUUAUUUACAUGCAUGUGCGUAAAUUUAAGAAUAUAAUCCUCGACGAGGAUAAUAUAAUUCUGGAAAAGAAGCACGUAAAGAUUAUAAUUAGAAUAGAUAACCAUUUUUAACGAUUUAUGCUCCGUUCUUUAUUCUUUUUGCGCUUGAUUGGACCGCGAAUGUUUCUGACGAGUACAGAUCAGUGUGUGAAUUGUAUCUCAUCGAUAUAUUCUUAAGGACGCUGAUUCGAUCGUACGGGAAAAGAUUUCGAAUACGCGAGUAUCAAGAAUUGAUGUUUCUGGAAAAUGGAAUAUUUAAAAAAUCGUAGCUUUGAUAAAUCCGCGGCGAUUUUGUAAGGUGUGAGAGAAAAUUUCAUCUUAUGCGUUUUUCGUUAUUCUUUAUCUGCUGAAUUACGGAAGUAAUUGAUUCUUUCCUUCUGAAUUCGAACGUCUGGAUUUGAGUUCCUCGAAACCGUUGUUGUGAGUCGCGUGAAGGCAUGAGAAUAUGAUACAUGUAAAUUAUGCCACAAAAAGUAUACGUAAUCUACAAAACGUAGCAAGUUGUUACGCAAGUAUAAGUAAUCGCAAAAAAUAAUACCGAAUACUGGUGAUAUAUUACAAAUGGCAUACACUGACUAGCGUAAAGUGUGCCAACAAUGAGUAACAACGUAGUAGCAGUAGCACGAUAACGACGAUAGCACGUUCUAAUCGCAUGCUUAAACAUAGAAAUUUCAGUCUGCGCGCCAUAGUGAACCUAGAGUAUAAUUCUGCUAACUAUCUCGAGUCAAUACACGAUUUCAACUGUAUGCCUGCCUGUAAAACGUAAGAGACAUCUUUCUAGAUCCCCGAGAAUUUUUCAUCUAGCCCAUUAUUCCCAGCAAUGUCCGCGCAAACAGGAGGGACACAGAUGCUGUAUUUUUCGUACAAGUGGGAACCGUUCUUAUCACGGGACUAAGCUUUCUCUCAACUUCACCUAGUGAAACGUGGAAACAGUCGCUCCAUACUGAGAGUAGUGAUUUAAACAAGCUUGAGGGAUCCGUCGACUUGUCCAGACGUGAAACUUGCGAGUUCUCUAUUUAAUUCGUACGUGUCUCAAUUAAAAAUGAAUGAUAAAUUUUUGUUCUAUUUUCUUUCAGUAUUUCUUCCGCAUCAUUAGCGAUCUACGAGUUGCAAGACACGGACGAUAAAAAACGUGAGGGUAUUGAAUUGCAUGUAGAUUUAUAAAAUAUAUAUAAAUACAUAUCUCCCUCAUGUAUAUCUCUACGAAUGAGGCGAAACAGAUAAAGUACGUGCGAAAUGAAUAAAAUGAAUGUGCAUUGAUAAUUAUGUCAGUAAAUGUCAGUAACGCAUUACAAUUGUUUGUGCGAACGGUAAGGGCGCUUUGUUUAAAAUCUACUCUAAUUAUGAAAGCGAUCGUAUUCGCAUGUAGUCGAUUUGUGAGCGAGUAACAAUAAUAUCGGUAUGAACAAUGUGUAUACUUUUCUAACGAGUAUAUAAUAUCUAUAUUGUAUAUUUGAGCACACACAAUGCUCCCUGUUAUAUGAUCGUGAAUGAAUCAUCAAUAAAUCGAAAUAACAA
Molecule: messenger RNA, 4597 nt
Organism: Ooceraea biroi (clonal raider ant)
Lineage: Eukaryota; Metazoa; Arthropoda; Insecta; Hymenoptera; Formicidae
Product: synaptotagmin-10
Biological process (GO): calcium-ion regulated exocytosis
Cellular component (GO): exocytic vesicle; plasma membrane
Molecular function (GO): calcium-dependent phospholipid binding; calcium ion binding; clathrin binding
Source: RefSeq, a predicted model, not a curated record